Molecule: messenger RNA, 963 nt
Organism: Fraxinus pennsylvanica
Lineage: Eukaryota; Viridiplantae; Streptophyta; Magnoliopsida; Lamiales; Oleaceae
Source: the annotation of a GenBank genome assembly
AUGAUAAAUAAAGAAAGAAACCCAAUAGAGAUUGUGGCCACAAACGUGCUAAAAGCACUCAAGACUUUGCAAAAACCGGUGGUGGCGGCUUUUCUUGUGGGUUUAUUAUUGAUGUGUGAUCCCUUUUCUGCAUUGGCAGCAUCGGGCGGAAGGGUGGGUGGAAGUUCAUUCUCAUCAAGGUCAUCAAUGUCGUCGUCAAGGAGUUAUAGUGUGCCGAGGACGGGGUCGGGUUCUGGUUUCUCAUAUUCUGCGCCGUAUUACGGACCAUCUCCCUUUGGAGGGGUUUAUGUAGGAUCUGCCGUGGGUGGGUCGAGUCUAUUCCUGAUAAUAAUGGGUUUCGCAGUUUUUGUUUUGGCCUCUGGAUUCUUAUCAGACCGGUCUGAGGGCGGUGUGCUCACAGCCACUGAGAAAACAAGUGUGCUCAAGCUGCAGGUUGGGUUGUUGGGCAUGGGGAGAUCACUCCAAACAGAUCUCAACCGAAUAGCUGAAACUGCAGAUACAUCCAGCUCUGAUGGUCUACAUUAUGUAUUGACAGAGACAAUGCUAGCUUUGCUUCGGCAUCCUGAUUAUUGCAUCUCUGCCUAUUCAUCUGUUGACGUGAAAAAGAGUCCCGAGCAAGGAGAAAAAAGAUUCAAUCAACUUUCUAUUGAAGAACGUGGUAAAUUUGAUGAGGAGACGUUCGUUAAUGUGAAUAACAUAAAGAAAAAAAGUACAAGCAGCCAGAGAUCAACUGGUUUUAGCAAUGAAUACAUAGUGAUCACAGUAUUGGUGGCUGCCGAAGGAGUACAUAAACUGCCAUCUAUUAACAACAGUAGAGAUUUGAAGGAAGCCUUACAAAAACUCGGCUCUAUCCCCUCAAGCAGAACACUGGCAGUCGAGGUGUUAUGGACUCCCCAGAACGAAAAUGACACUUUAUCGGAACAAGAAUUGCUUGAAGAUUACCCUUUGUUGCGGCCUCUGUGA